UUGAGAUCAAAAACCCUAAACCCUCCAUACAAAUUCCUCUUUCAGCUUCCUACUCUCUCCCUCUAAUCCCUAAAUCUCCACCCAAAUUCUCUGUCUUGUCUCCAAAGUUCAGCCAUGGCGGAGAUAAAGCUCUCAGAGAUGCGAGACCUAACCCGAAUUGAACGAAUCGGCGCCCACUCCCACAUCCGGGGCCUCGGCCUCGACUCCGCCCUCGAGGCCCGCUCCUCCUCCGAGGGCAUGGUCGGCCAGACUUCAGCCCGGAAAGCCGCUGGCGUCAUCGUCAAAAUGGUCCAGGAAGGCAAAAUCGCCGGCCGCGCAGUCCUCCUCGCCGGGCAGCCCGGGACCGGCAAAACCGCCAUCGCCAUGGGCAUAGCUAAAUCCAUCGGCCAAGAGACCCCCUUCGCUAUGCUCGCAGGGAGCGAACUCUUCUCGCUGGAGAUGUCGAAAACCGAAGCCCUAAUGCAGGCGUUCAGGAAAGCGAUUGGGGUCAGAAUUAAGGAGGAAACCGAGGUGAUUGAGGGCGAGGUUGUGGAGAUACAGAUUGACCGGCCGGCUGUUGCUGGGGCUGCGUCGAAGACGGGGAAACUCACGCUGAAGACUACGGAUAUGGAGACGGUGUAUGAUUUGGGGGCGAAGAUGAUUGAGGCCUUGGGGAAGGAGAAAGUGCAGAGUGGUGAUGUGAUUGGUAUUGACAAGGCCUCGGGGAAGAUUACGAAGCUCGGGAGGUCUUUCUCGAGGUCAAGGGACUAUGAUGCAAUGGGGCCUCACACUAAGUUCGUGCAGUGCCCUGAUGGUGAGCUGCAGAAGAGGAAGGAAGUUGUGCAUUGCGUCACGCUUCAUGAGAUUGAUGUUAUCAACAGCAGAACGCAGGGAUUUCUGGCACUUUUUACGGGUGAUACUGGAGAAAUCCGUGCAGAAGUUAGGGAACAAAUCGACACAAAGGUAGCAGAGUGGAGAGAAGAAGGAAAAGCAGAAAUUAUACCAGGUGUCCUCUUCAUUGAUGAAGUACACAUGCUUGACAUCGAGUGCUUUUCUUUUCUGAACCGCGCAUUGGAGAAUGACAUGGCGCCUAUAUUAGUUGUCGCCACCAACAGAGGGAUCACUUCAAUCAGGGGCACAAACUACAGAUCCCCACAUGGAAUUCCAAUCGAUUUCCUUGACCGCCUGCUCAUCAUCUCCACCCAACCCUAUACAGGAGACGAUAUCCGGAAGAUCUUGGACAUCAGAUGCCAAGAGGAAGAUGUAGAAAUGUCCGAAGAUGCUAAGGUACUACUUACAAAGAUCGGAGAAGACACAUCACUGAGGUAUGCCAUAAACCUCAUCACCUCUGCUGCGUUGUCCUGCUUGAAGAGGAAAGGGAAGGUUGUGGAAAUGGAGGACAUAAGCCGCGUGUAUGAGCUCUUCUACGACGUGAAGAGGUCGACACAAUACUUGAUGGAAUAUCAAAGCCAGUAUAUGUUUAGUGAGGUGGGAACAGGAGAGGGAUAUGAAGACGAAGCUAAUGCAAUGGUCUCAUAAAGAGAGAGUGUGUGUUAGACACAAUGGUAUGUUUAUGUUUGCUGGAAAUAUUAUUUCAGCUUCGGAUAUGUAUUAGCCAUAUGACGAUGCUUCAGUUAUGGAAGCUAAUUAAACUGUUUUUAGUGAAUAUUUGUGGCAGUCCCAGAUAGUUCUGUGCUUGAAAUUUGUAGGUUUGUCUUUUGCCUCAUGUAAUUUAUAAAUUUAACUUAAAAUUUCACUUUAGUUACACCAAAGUUUUAUCUAUUUAAA
Salvia splendens (bonfire salvia) is the source of this 1767-nucleotide messenger RNA. Its product is annotated as ruvB-like 2. The record is from RefSeq and is a predicted model, not a curated record. NCBI's taxonomy places the organism in Eukaryota, Viridiplantae, Streptophyta, Magnoliopsida, Lamiales, Lamiaceae. Gene Ontology annotation, molecular function: ATP binding; ATP-dependent activity, acting on DNA; ATP hydrolysis activity. The transcript is spliced from 2 exons. Bases 115 to 1518 code for a protein of 467 amino acids.